Polistes dominula (European paper wasp) is the source of this 1638-nucleotide messenger RNA. Its product is annotated as CD151 antigen. Gene Ontology annotation, cellular component: plasma membrane. Lineage: Eukaryota; Metazoa; Arthropoda; Insecta; Hymenoptera; Vespidae. The record is from RefSeq and is a predicted model, not a curated record.
CGGUAAUGUUGCGAAUACGAGUAUGAAAAAUGUUUAUAGUUUAUUUUGAAUGGUUAAACGUGUAUAUAUUAUUGUUUAUUGCAUCAGUUUUUCUGAAUUUAAUGAUUAAGGUAAUGGUAGAAUUCUGUUCUUACCAUUGUCGAUAAAAGUAGAUUCCUGCAUUAGAUUGGUUCCUUCAGUCGAGAUACUCUGAAUAUACAAAUAUAUGAUAACGAUGAUCAAGGUUAUUUGAAUUUAGCGAAUAUUUAAAAAUUAAUGGCUUAACAAAUGUCGAUUUUUGGUUAUGAUGAGACAUCAAGACAUUAUAAAUGACAAUGAUACAGAGACCGAUACUGCCGAGGAAGUCACAGAAAGCGAGGAAACUUCAUCAACAGGAAAAGUUACUCCUCAACAAUUAACAAUAUCCUUUUCAAAAUUGUCCUAUAAAAGACUUCCAAAAAAAUGUGUUAAGUUUUCUUUUUUGAGUCUAAACAGUGUUACCUUUAUUGCUGGUUUAAGUGCUGUGAUCAUUUCAAUUUGGAUGCUUGCUGAUAGUAAAAUGAUGUCAAGAUUGAUUGGACAACGUAUAUAUAUAACAACGUUACUCAUGAUAGGAAUAUUCGCAUCUUUUUUGGCAGUAAUCGGUAUAUCUGGAUUUUUCAAAAGAAAAUCAAAUUUUUUGAUGAUCUACAUAAUAUUCCACGCACUAUUCCUUUUUUUAAUCUUCAUCUGCUCCAUUUUGAGUUUUUCAUUAUUCGAUAAACUUACGAGAAGUAUUCAUGAAGAUAUGGCUAACUCGAUAGAAAAUUAUCGUUACUUGGAUUGGGUUACAGAAGCUUGGGAUAAUACGCACAGAUAUUUAAAAUGUUGCGGUAUUCAAUCUCACGAAGAUUGGAUAAAACAUGGUAUGCUUAUACCACAGAGUUGUUGUUCAACUACCGUUGAUAAGUGUUUAAACAUGUCCGCCGAAGUAGUGUACGAGUCUGGUUGUUUAAAUGGCGCCGUUGAUUUCCUCAAAUCUUCAAUUCACACUGUAUCCAUGUCGGUCCUUUUUGUGUCGUUAGCUCUAGUACGUAAUACUUUAUUUAAAAUAAUAAUAAUAAUCGUUAUUUCGAUGCCCUUAUUUUUUUUUUUUUUUUUUUUUUUUAAACAAACCAUAUCUUUCAUUUUUAGUUCGCGAAUUUGUUCUUUGCUCUUGCCGUACGAAAAAGAUUCAAGAUGUAUCCAUUGAACUAAUAACGAUCGUUUGUAAUUAAAAAAGAAAGAAAUCACUGUGAUCAGAAGUGAAUGACAAGUCGUCGAUGAAACGUUUUUUUUCCCCUUUUUAUUAUCAUAUAUAGAUCAUAUAUUUUCUGAAAACACUUAAUAUAUUGUACUUAAGAGAUAGUAAUAUUGUGUGUGUAAGUUUAUUGGACAUGCUGUUAGGGUCAUGACAUUCCUUUCUGCCACUGGGCAGUACAUCUAUAUAUUUAUAAACAUAUAUAUGUAUAUAUAUAUAUAUACACAUAUAUAUUUCGAGUUACGAAUUUAUUCUGUACCUUUUAUAAUUUUUUUCUUAUUUCCGUUUUCUUUGUUCUACCGCGAUAAUUUGUCAUUUAUAUUAAAGGGGAAAAUCUGGGCGACUUUUUUUUCUUUUUUGGAUCGGGAAUAGAGAAGAAA